AUGAAAGAUGAAGCUUUGGAAUCGGUAUUUUCGGCGAUUUUUAUGAAUUUUGAAGAUGAAUCCGAAUUUUCAGCCAGUGUAAAAACACGAUUUUCAGAGGUUAGUUUAAAAAAUUUAAAAAAUAUUUAUCAUGUGGCAAUUUUUAUUUUCAGGUUUUUCACGUAAAAGACAAGUUACCGCAAUUAAUUGAAAAAUGCAAAAAUUUGGCAACUUUCCAACUCGAAGUUUUUGUUGGCAAUCAUCCAAUUCAUGUUUAUAUUAUAAAGUUGGUUUUUUUUUGGAAAUUUCAGAUUUUCAGACAUAAUUUUAUGAAUCUCAGGCCUGAAACUUGUUGGGAACAAACGCUUAAACCAGGAAUUAUUAAUAAAAUGUUAGUUUUUUCUUAAUUUUUCAACACAUUAAAAAAAAUGUCCUAAUUUUUCAGAGAUCUCGGAAAAUCGUUGGAAGUCUCUCUGAAAUUCUCACUAAAACCAGCUGAAAAUGCGGAAAAGAUCAAAAGAUCAGCUUCGCUUCUCAAAAAAGUCGGAUUUUUCGAUGAGAAAAAGAAGAAAAGUUCGGAGAGCUUUUUGCAAGUCGCAAGCUUGCCGAUUGGAUCGAAAUGUAAGAAAAAUAUUCAUUUGGGUGGCGGAAAGACGACGGUUUUUGAUUUGAAAUUGGUGGUUGGUGGAUUUUUUUGGAGGGAAUUUUUAAUUCGGAAUAAUUACAAAGAUUCAAGGCUUGAUUGA
This is a messenger RNA of Caenorhabditis angaria, 725 nucleotides long. The record is from the annotation of a GenBank genome assembly. NCBI's taxonomy places the organism in Eukaryota, Metazoa, Nematoda, Chromadorea, Rhabditida, Rhabditidae.